AUGACCGUCGCCUCUUCUCUCGCUCUUGUUACUGGAUCAACUCAAGGCAUCGGUCUUGCAGUCGCCAAAGAACUUGCUACCAAGCACAACUACCAUGUCCUUCUCGGUGUCCGCAACACCAAAGCCGGUGAACAGAUCGCCUCUGAUCUUCGCAGCGAGGGACACAAAGUAGAUGUCGUCGAACUCGACCUCACUUCCUCUGAGUCUAUCGAUAAAGCAGUUGCGCACAUCGAGCAGAAAUAUGGCUACCUUGAUGUUUUGAUCAACAACGCUGGUGUCUUGCUUGAUUGGGACAAGGACCUGACCACUUGGGAUAUCUACCAUAAAACGUUCACCACCAAUGUCAUCGGAACAGGCUGUCUGACAAAGGGCCUCCUUCCCCUUCUCCGCCAAGCGAAAACAAACCCACCUCGAAUCAUAUUCGUCACGAGCGUCAUGGGUAGUCUCGAAAAAGCCACCGACGAAAGUCUUUUUUACUACAACAUCGACUACAAAGUGUAUGACGCAAGCAAAGCAGCUGUUAAUAUGCUCAUGUUCAACUUUGCCCGCGAAAUGGAUGACGUUGGUGGAAAAGUCAACUCUGUGUGCCCUGGCUUGGUAAAGACAGGGUUGUCUGGCUACCAUGAAAUGGGAACGGCUCCCGAGGUUGGGGCUGAGAGGAUUGUGGAGUUGGCUACUACUACGGACAAAAAAGGGCCCCAUAAGACUAUUAGCAAUAGCAAUGGAGAGUUACCUAGGUAG
This is a messenger RNA of Fusarium graminearum PH-1, 741 nucleotides long. RefSeq lists its product as uncharacterized. NCBI's taxonomy places the organism in Eukaryota, Fungi, Ascomycota, Sordariomycetes, Hypocreales, Nectriaceae. The record is from RefSeq and is a predicted model, not a curated record. The coding region runs from base 1 to 741 and encodes 246 amino acids. Gene Ontology annotation, molecular function: oxidoreductase activity. The transcript has a single exon.